Neocloeon triangulifer is the source of this 1834-nucleotide messenger RNA. RefSeq names its product eukaryotic translation initiation factor 2A (gene eIF2A). Gene Ontology annotation, biological process: translational initiation. The record is from RefSeq and is a predicted model, not a curated record. The coding region runs from base 7 to 1788 and encodes 593 amino acids. Gene Ontology annotation, cellular component: cytosolic small ribosomal subunit. Gene Ontology annotation, molecular function: translation initiation factor activity; ribosome binding; protein binding. The transcript has 12 exons. NCBI's taxonomy places the organism in Eukaryota, Metazoa, Arthropoda, Insecta, Ephemeroptera, Baetidae.
UCAAAGAUGGCCGCUGAGCCGGUGCCUCAUUUAGCCAUCCGUGGCUCAACUGGCUUGCUCUUCCACAGAGGCCCACCCAGCUAUGAGCUCAACACACAAUGUCCACGGGACAUGUCAAAGCAAUGCAAAUUUAUGGCAUUCAGUCCCAACGGGCAGUAUUUUGCUUGGACAAACUCAGCUGUUGUGACGAUCGUGGCUGUGAAAGACUGGAGUUUGGUUCAAAUAAUUGCCAGGCCGAGAGUUUUGUACCUCAAAUUCUCCCCCAAAGGCACAUACUUGAUGGUGUGGGAGGCUUUCAUGACAACUCCGGAUAACCCUCAAGGCUCCCCAAAUAUGAAUGUGUACCGGACACAGGACGGAGAACUGCUUAAAGGAUAUGUUUUCAAAAAGCACUCGGGAUGGGAGUUGCAAUGGAGUGAUGACGAGAAAUUGUGCGGUCGAAACUCUGGCUCAGACGUGUUCUUUUAUGAAGACGGAGACUUGGAAAAAGUUGCUGGCAAAGUUGGCAUACCGAAAGUGGCCUCUUUCAGUUUGAGUCCUGGACCAAAGCCAAUCCAUGUAGUUUGUUACAUCCCAGGCAAACAAGGCCAACCUGGAAAUGGCAAACUCUUCCAGUACCCCAAAUUCGAGCCUGGGCAAGCAGUUGCUAGCAAAAGCUUUUUCCAGGCUGAAAGGCUGGAAACCUAUUGGAAUGCUAAAGGCACAACUGUGCUGCUGAUGACAAAUGUAGACGUCGACUCUUCAGGGGCCUCUUACUACGGAAAGCAGAGUUUGCAUUUUGUAACCACUAAAGGCGAUUCAUCAAUGGUAGCUUUGGCCAAAGACGGUCCUGUUUACUCUGUAGAGUGGAGUCCAAACUCUAGUGAAUUCUGUGUCGUCUAUGGCUACAUGCCAGCAAAAGCAACAGUGUACAAUGCCAAGGCUGAGGCAAUAUUUGAUUUUGGAACUGGACCAAGGAACGUUGUUUAUUACAGUCCGUUGGGAGAUUUGAUGUUGCUGGCUGGUUUUGGCAAUUUGAGAGGUGCAAUAGAAGUUUGGGAUACAACUUCAAAUAGAAAACAGAUAUCAAGUUUCAAUGCUCCCGACUCUACCUGGCUUGGUUGGUGUCCUGACGGUCAGCAUUUUGCAACAGCCACCACCGCCCCGCGUCUUCGACAGGGCAACGGCUUCAAAGUUUGGCACUACUCAGGAGCUAUGUUGUUUGAGCGGCCGUGGAACAAGGAGGAGGAGUUGUGGGAAGUGCAGUGGCAAACUUACCCUCCUAACACUUUCCAGCCAAAACCCAUCAGCAAGGCCAAAAUCCAAGGAAUUCAGCCAAGUCAACCCCAAGCAUCUAAAGAAGUUUACCGGCCCCCGUCUGCGAGAGGCAAAGAGAGCAAUUUUAAACUUCAUGAAUUUGAAGCACCACAACACAUUAGACCGGGAAGAGGCCUUCCUCCAGGAAUCACUGUUGCUCCUGAGCCAAACAAGGCUCCUUCAAAGCAGAAAAAGAAAAGAGAUGCAAAGAAGGCCAACAAAGCGACAACGAUUGAAGAGUCAAGUGAAGAGCCAACACCAAAAUCAGCCGCAACUCCUGCCUCGUAUUUGCCAAAAGGCAUUACUGAAGACAACCUCCAAACAGAUGACCCUGAAAAGGCUAAGAAAAUCAAGAAUUUGAAAAAGAAAUUGCAAGACAUAGCAAAAUUAAAGGAUCUGGCAUCCUCGGGAAAACAGCUUGAGUUGAACCAGGCAGAGAAGAUUAAAAAGGAGGGUGAGUUGGUGGCUGAACUCAAAGCCCUUGUGCUCUGACAACUUUUUUGAAUAAAUUUGGCUUUUUGGGUUUUGUACACAACAA